GCUUAAUUGUUUUUUUUUAAUCUAUCCCGGACUCCUCGUUCGAUUCCCCCUUUCCUCCUCCCCUCCGGGGCCGUCGGGCUUGCAGUAGCAGCAAAGAAGACGACGACGAGACCCUUCAUUUGGCUCGCGUCUCCCUCCCUCUCCUCUGACAAAACCCUAAUUGUGUGAUUCUUGAUCACUUCUAAUCUCGAAUCCUCGGAGAAGAAGUAGAGUAGUAUGAUCACUCGAUCGAUCGCCUCCAUUCCGUUGAUCUCGAAAACCCUGAGCCUCUGAUCAUGGCCACCUCCUCGUCCGCCAUCAACGCCCAAUCGCCGGGCCUCAAGACCUACUUCAAGACACCCGAGGGCCGCUACAAGCUCCAAUACGAGAAGACCCACCCUGCUGCCGUCCUCCACUACUCCCAUGGCAAGGCCGUCUCCCAGUUGACGAUCGCUUAUUUGAAGGAGAAACCGGCCAACCAGACGCCAUCCACGCCGUCGACGCCGAGCUCCGGAGGAGGGGUGAGGUCGGCGGCAGCGAGACUGCUCGGGGCUGGGAACGGCAGCCGGGCUCUUAGCUUCGUCGGUGGGAAUGGCGUCAGCCGGGUGGUUUCGGGGAGCAGCAGGAUGGGAGGGUCCCUUGGAUCGUCCACUGGAUCGAGUAGCUCUCAGUCCACGUCCAAUUACGACGGCAAGGGCACGUACCUUAUCUUCAAUGCCGCUGACACUAUCUUCAUCAGUGAUCUCAACUCGCAGGAUAAGGAUCCUAUCAAGUCCAUCCACUUCAGCAACUCUAACCCUAUUUGCCAUGCCUUUGAUGCCGGGUCUAAGGAUGGGCAUGAUUUGCUCAUUGGGCUGCACUCGGGUGAUGUUUAUUCGGUGUCAUUGAGGCAACAAUUGCAGGACCCUGGUAGGAAGCUUGUGGCAGCUCAGCAUUAUAACAAGGAUGGCACAAUUAAUAACAGCCGUUGUACUUGUGUUGCCUGGGUGCCAGAAGGUGAUGGUGCUUUUGUUGUUGGUCAUGCUGAUGGAAAUCUAUAUGUAUAUGAAAAGAGCAAAGAUGGGACUGCAGAUUGUUCCUUUCCUGUUAUCAAGGAUCAAACCCAGUUUUCUGUUGCGCAUGCACGGUCAAGUAAGGUAAAUUCAGAAAACACCUGUUCUGGAUUUGGGAAUCAGUUUCAUUGGGCAUCAAAGCUGUUGAUGGAGAACUCAUGGAGUUUUAUCUUGAGCAAUCCAAUUGCACGAUGGCAUGUCUGCCAAGGUUCAAUCAACAGCAUUUCUUUCUCAACAGAUGGAGCAUAUUUAGCCACUGUUGGCAGAGAUGGUUAUUUGAGAGUAUUUGAUUUCUCAAAAGAGCAGUUAAUAUUUGGUGGGAAAAGCUAUUAUGGUGCUUUACUAUGUUGUGCCUGGAGUUCGGAUGGAAAAUAUAUAUUGACUGGUGGUGAAGAUGAUCUAGUGCAAGUAUGGAGCAUGGAAGACAGGAAGAUAGUUGCAUGGGGUGAGGGACAUAAUUCAUGGGUUAGUGGUGUUGCUUUUGAUUCCUAUUGGUCAGGACCAAAUUCAGAUGGAACAGGAGAGAAUGUCAUGUAUCGCUUUGGUUCAGUUGGCCAGGACACUCAAUUGCUGCUGUGGGACCUGGUAAUGGAUGAAAUUGUGGUGCCAUUCCGAUGCGGCCCUCCUGGUGGGUCACCUACACUCAGCAGUGGAAGUCAUUCUGCUCAUUGGGACAAUAUUUGUCCUAUAGGCACCCUUCAACCUGCUCCAAGUAUGCGAGAUGUGCCCAAACUCUCACCUCUGGUUGCUCACCGUGUGCAUGUGGAGCCUCUCUCUGGUUUGAUAUUUGCUAAUGAAUCAGUGCUUACUAUUUGUCGGGAGGGACAUAUCAAGAUCUGGUUGAGGCCAGGGCAUGGUGAAAGCAGCCAAUCAAACUCUGAAGCAGUUGUAGGUGCACCUAGUUCAAAGGACAGACCUGUAACAUCAUCCAUCAAAGCUCCUGGUUCUAGUUAUAAGCCACCAUCAUCUGUUCUCUUUACUUGAUCAGGUUCUUGCAUGCUGGCAUGCAACUUCAAUCAAUCACUUGUCUUUGGCCAAUGCAAAGCUUAUUUGGUCACUUGUUCAUCUUUUGGAUUAUGAUUUACUGCGGGAUGAAAAGGUUAGUGGAGUUCAUUUACAUCUGUCAACUGGUGGUGCUAAUGAAGUGCUGAGGUUUUAUGCAGUAAGAUGCUUCUGGUUGCAGCAUGUUAGCAUUGCCGUUUGCGUGGCAGAAGAAGAAAUAAUGGAAUAUUCUCCUGUACAGAUAUAUAUAUUUCCAAUUUAAAAAUACAGCAGGCGCAUAACAUCAUGGUUGAUAUCAUUUAAUCUGUCUUACAUGUUAAUUAGAAGUGUCGGGUAUUUGUUGAUUUUUGGUCAUCAAACAUGAAGUUACCCCUUGAUUUUGCUCUUGACCUGCUGUGUUCUUAUAAUGAAGGCUUUCUGGUUUCUGCAAGUGGCAGCAGCUGGUAAACAUGAAAAGAUGAAUUGGUUUAUCUGCUGCUAUUUU
Molecule: messenger RNA, 2517 nt
Organism: Elaeis guineensis (African oil palm)
Lineage: Eukaryota; Viridiplantae; Streptophyta; Magnoliopsida; Arecales; Arecaceae
Molecular function (GO): protein binding
Source: RefSeq, a predicted model, not a curated record